CAAUUACACCAGCUUAUGCUUAAACCCAAAGCAGUUGAUGAAGACAAGUAAAAAUUUACACCUUUAGGCCUGGGGAGGAAAGACUAUGACUUCAGACUUGGACUCCAGUUUGACCAGUAUUGACUGGCUGCCCACACUGGGAAUCAGCAGUCUGCGCUCUGGAAAGGAGCGAGGAGAACGAGCAGGAAAGAAAGGAAAGGAGAGAGAAGUUCCCUCGUCAUUUCCAUCAUCCUCUCCCUCUCAAAUUAAAGGGAAGCCCCCCCACAGCUACGCUAAUCUCAUUGCUAUGGCAAUAGGGGCAGCCCCCGACAAGAAGUUAAGCUUGAACGACAUAUACACCUGGAUCAGCGAACAGUUCCCAUACUAUAGUAAGGGAGGGAGGGGCUGGAAGAACUCCAUUCGCCACAAUCUCUCCCUUAACAAAUGUUUCCGCAAAGUUCCUCGCCCCCCUGGGGACCCUGGAAAGGGCUCCUACUGGACAAUGGAUUCGCCGCCAGAACACGUGACGCGUUCCCCAUCGAGCGGAAACAAGCGACCUUAUCCUUCAGAGGAAAAAGAGGUGGUCCGCCAGGGGCCUGUGAAGAAGGAAGAGGAGGUGGUACAUUCGGUGGAGAGCGAAUCCUUCUCUCCUUCUGCCUGUAAGAAGCGGCCUCCCCCUCUCCCAGCGCCCGUACCUCCAGCCUCCCUCCCAUCGCACCCCCCUGCCGAUCCCCUGGCGCGGUUCUCCUUCGCUGACCUCAACCUCCCCGACCUGUAUGCCUCCUUCCAGUCCCUCUGCAGGACAGUGAGAGAGAGAGUCACCUCGCAGUCUGACGCUGCUCCUUUUGUUGGGACGUCCAGCGACCAGACUCCCCUCCACACCCCAACUCUCCCUCCGCUCUCGCCGCACCACUGCCCACCUGAAGCCGGCAGACCAGAGCCCACCAGUGUAUUACCAGCAGACUGGUUCAGCACCACAGAUUCCCUGAAGGAGAGUUUCCGCAUCGCCAGCAACCUGGACUGGGCCAAUAUUGACCUCUCAAAUUAUCCUGAUCUGGUGGAGAGCAUGCGUCAGGCGGAGGUCUGCGACUGGGCCCUGGACCCUGUGCUCUUCACCUCGCUCUGCGAUUCGCUGAACCGCUUCUUCACUCAGAAGGGCCUAAUAGGCUCCGCCCCCAGCCCCAACGUCACCGUGCCUCCCUCGAUCCCUCAACCUCUCAAUCAGUCCGUUAGCAGCCCUCCCUCUCUAAGCAUCCUGUCCCACCCGUCUCCACUGACAGCCCCUCCCCCGCUGCCAACCACCGGUGGUCCUCAACCGUUGCUACCCAGGAGGGCCGCGCCACCUCAGCACGUCCCUCAGAGGGCGCCAGCGCCCCAGCCCGCCCACAACAUACCUCUACCAUCAGACACACAUGUCCAGCCUCAGCCUUUGCCCCCAAGUAGCCGACCUCCGAUAAAGAAUAUGCACAGCAACAGCGAGGAGAUCCAGGACGACUUCGACUGGGAUUCGCUGAUCGUCUGAAAGACAGCCUUUCGACAGUACCGGACACUAGGACCUUUUCACACCGGUACUGUACUCUCGCACAGUCUUUGCACUGAUAACGAAGAUACUGUAUGUUUUACAGAUUUUGACUGAUCAUUUCAUACGUUCAUAGGAAAACACUUGAGGGGAUUGUGAUCUUUCACUUAUUGCUGUAACACACAAUGUUGUAAUGCCUUUUAACAGUAACUUUCUGCACCAUCACAUGAGCUUUAUCAUAUACAUAUAAAUAUAUAUAUAUAUAUAUAUAUACAUACAUACAUACAUAUAUUAAGUCUAACCCUCACUAACAGGAUGUUCUCUCUACUCACUAUGUUUGUUUUUAUUAUAGGCUGCCAUAUUUCAAUACAAUUUUGCAACAUUUAAAAUGUUUUCUAUUCCUAUUAAUUGCCGAAUAAAACAAACCCCCUUGUUGCACAGAGUGAUAUUUCUGCAUUAAAGUAAUGAGUAUCAGCGUACUGACUGAGCUCUUAUGUGUAUUCAAGCAGAGACUACAGGUGUAGUUGUAAU
This is a messenger RNA of Scleropages formosus (Asian bonytongue), 2029 nucleotides long. RefSeq names its product forkhead box J2 (gene foxj2). Gene Ontology annotation, molecular function: RNA polymerase II cis-regulatory region sequence-specific DNA binding; DNA-binding transcription factor activity, RNA polymerase II-specific. The coding region runs from base 86 to 1501 and encodes 471 amino acids. NCBI's taxonomy places the organism in Eukaryota, Metazoa, Chordata, Actinopteri, Osteoglossiformes, Osteoglossidae. The record is from RefSeq and is a predicted model, not a curated record. Gene Ontology annotation, biological process: regulation of transcription by RNA polymerase II. The transcript has 10 exons. Gene Ontology annotation, cellular component: nucleus.